Messenger RNA from Polychytrium aggregatum, 2790 nucleotides. RefSeq names its product pyridoxal phosphate-dependent transferase. Gene Ontology annotation, molecular function: pyridoxal phosphate binding; S-adenosyl-L-methionine:8-amino-7-oxononanoate transaminase activity; ATP binding. The coding region runs from base 327 to 2678 and encodes 783 amino acids. The transcript is spliced from 7 exons. Gene Ontology annotation, biological process: biotin biosynthetic process. The record is from RefSeq and is a predicted model, not a curated record. NCBI's taxonomy places the organism in Eukaryota, Fungi, Chytridiomycota, Chytridiomycetes, Polychytriales. Gene Ontology annotation, cellular component: mitochondrion.
CACCGAAUGACACGGAACGGCGCUCGGGUCCACUGCUGCGCACCGCCGUGCAGCCAAUCGCCGCGCGGCCCUUGCUGCUCGCGCCAAACCACGUGUCCGUGUUGCGUGCGCAGUGAUGCCAGGCUCCCUUGGGGCUGGGGAUCUGGUGCCGUUGCCUUCCCCCAGCCUCCAUCGCACCCCGACAACAACCCACGGUGAGACCCGCUGUGCAGCAGAUCCGAUAUCGGAUUUUUUGGGGGGAGGGCGUCGACCUGUGGGCUUGCUAUAUCCCGCUGCACCGAUCCUCACUCUCCCCCAUCCACUUUCCUUUCACUGUCGCCAGAGCCAUGCCGCAUCCCGAGUCGGCGCGCUGGAUCAACUCCAUCUCGAGAAACCUCCCGGUCUACCAGAUCUUCGCUGCCAACACCGAUGUCGGCAAGACCAUUUGCUCAACGGCGCUGACCAAGUCAGCCCUGGCUCUGAAUCGCCAGGCCUUCUAUCUAAAGCCGAUCCAGACCGGAUUCCCGCGGGACUCGGACGCCAGACAUGUCAAGAUGUUCUGCUCCGGCGCAGAAACCGCCACUCUAUACACCUACAACGAACCAGCCAGUCCCCAUUUGACCGCUAUCUGGGAAAACAAGCCCAUCUCGGAUUCGCAGCUGCUUGAGUCGGUCCAGAAGUUCCUGAAUGAUGUAUCGGCCCAAACGGCAUCCAGGUCACCGUUCGUCAUCGUAGAAACAGCCGGCGGCGUCAACAGUCCGUCGACCUCUGGCAACUUGCAGUCCGAUGUCUAUCGUCCGCUGCGACUGCCCAUUGUCCUGAUCGGCGACUCGGCGCUCGGCGGGAUCUCAACAACCCUUUCUUCAUACGAAGCCCUUGUGAUGCGUGGAUACACCGUCUCGUCCGUUCUCAUGUUCGACAACAAACAGUACAAGAACCACGACAUCAUCGCUCGCAAUGUCGAUGCUCCUGUCGAUCUGCUCGCAAUCCCGCCAGAGAAGGAAAAGGAGCAUCUGCACGAUGCCACCAACAUGAUGGUUUAUUACGAAACGGCCGCUCAGCGAUUGGGGCCCAUGGUCUCGCGGCUGAUCGACGAGCACGACAAGCGCAUCCAGGAAUUGGAGGGCAUGGCGGAGCGCGGCAAGCGGUCCAUUUGGUGGCCUUUCACCCAGCAUGGCCUCGUUCGAGAGACCACCGUCAUCGACUCGGCCUAUGGCGACUACUACACGACGCUCAAGCAGCCCUCGUCGGCUGUUUCUGUCGCAGGCACACCCUCGGCAGCAUCUGUGCAGCUCUUUGAUGCCUGUGCCAGUUGGUGGACGCAGGCUCUCGGCCACGGCAACCCCAAAUUGGCUUUGGCUGCCGCCCAUGCUGCCGGUCGAUACGGCCACCUCAUCUUCCCAGAGGUUGUCCAUCGCCCGGCGCUGGAGCUGGCCGAAAAGCUGCUGAAACAGCUUGGCGACUCGUGGGCCACACGCGUCUUUUACACCGACAACGGCAGCACCGGCAUGGAGGUUGCCCUCAAGAUGGCCUUCAAGACCUUUGAGAAGCGCCAAGCCAAGCUGCUGGGAGAGGACCCUGCUGCGGCGCCCACCAACAAAGCUCUCGAGGUCAUUGGCAUCAAGGGUGCAUAUCACGGCGACACCAUUGGCGCUAUGGAUGCCGCGGACCAGAGCGUCUUCAACGACAAGGUCAACUGGUACAAGGGUCGCGGCUUCUGGUUUGACCCUCCCACGGUCGUUCUCAAGAACGGCGAGUAUCUCGUGCGGCUUCCUGAGUGCAUCAAGAAUGCAGGCACGCCCGAAAUCGCCGCCGAUCUCGUCCUUCCAACCCGAGACAACGUCUUCUCGACUCUGCGCGAUGGUUCGGCUCUGGCUCGGCUGUAUCGAGAACACAUCUCCGCGCGCCUCGCCAGCGCUAUCGAGUCCGGCCACCAGUUCGGUGCCCUCACCCUGGAGCCCGUGCUCCUCGGCGCCGGUGGCAUGCAGUGGAUCGAUCCUCUGUUCCAGCGUGUCUUGGUCGAGUCGGUGCGCGCGCUGCCAAAGACCCAUAGGCAUGCUGCUGUGCCCGUUGUGUUUGAUGAGGUGUUUACGGGCCUGUAUCGCCUCGGCUAUCCCUCGGCUGCCCGCGAGCUGCUCCAGACUCAGCCUGACAUUGCCGUCUAUGCCAAGAGCCUGACCGGCGGUGUGACUCCGCUGUGCGUCAAUCUGACGUCCGAGGAAGUUUACCUGAGCUUCCUUGGUGACGAGAAGCUCGAAGCUCUCCUUCAUGGCCAUAGCUACACGGCCUAUCCCGUUGGAUGCGAGCUCGGGACGCGCUCGCUGGAUCUUCUCGAAGACCUCUACAAACGUGGAGCCAUCCGCGACACCUGGAGUGAGAAGGAAUGUCUGGCCAUAUCGCGACUUCCAAACGUCGACGGCGUUGUUUCACUCGGUACCGUUCUGGCGGUGGAACUCGCUGCCGAGGAUGGAAAGGGAUACGGCUCUUGCUCUGCCCAAGCUAUCGUGGAAUCGCUUCGGACCGAGCACAACGUCUACGCCCGUCCCCUCGGCAACGUUGUGUAUUUCAUGUCGUCUCAUGUCACGCCUCAACAGGAUGCCAAUCGCGUGAUUGAAACCGUUCGAGCCCUGAUCCAGUCUCCGCCCAUCGGAGACCCGUCACCCCGACGAUCGACGCAGGAGGCAGCCCGGCUUCCAUGAUCGCUCAAUUGCUCGUCAUGAGCAGCCGAUUCGCGACGUCACGGUAUCGCGCGGCACGUCAUGCACGUCUGGAAUACAAAGAACAGAAAUAACUUUGCGGUUACUAUCUUGA